Ceratitis capitata (Mediterranean fruit fly) is the source of this 1457-nucleotide messenger RNA. It is a transcript of the gene Uros1, whose product is annotated as uroporphyrinogen-III synthase. NCBI's taxonomy places the organism in Eukaryota, Metazoa, Arthropoda, Insecta, Diptera, Tephritidae. The transcript has a single exon. The record is from RefSeq and is a predicted model, not a curated record. Gene Ontology annotation, molecular function: uroporphyrinogen-III synthase activity. Bases 300 to 1106 code for a protein of 268 amino acids. Gene Ontology annotation, biological process: uroporphyrinogen III biosynthetic process.
AUGGGUCUUUUUAUUUCUCUCAGUGUACAUUGUAGUAUUUGAAAACAAAAUAUUUCCCUCUAUACCAUGCAACCGUGCGCAUCGCUUUAUCACUUGUAAUCAAAAUGUUUUUAUCACUCAAUUAGAAAUACAGGAGAACUUCGCCCACUAACACCCACUUACCAGCUGAGAGUAUUGUUCAAACGCUCUUAGCCACCUGCUGAUUAGUUGUUGCGUUUGAUGCUAAAAACCAUUCGCUGCCACAAGAACCAUUUAGUAGUCAGUCAGUCAAGUUUCGUAGUUGACAUUGAACCAAAGUAAUGAGUGGACGACGCACGGUGAUUAUCUUUAAAUCGGAAUCGGAGAGCAGUGACCGGUACGCGGAGGAGCUGCAUGCUAACGGUUUUAAUCCGAUAUUUGUGCCCACACUUAGUUUCGGCUUUAAAAAUCUGGCGCAACUACGUGUUAAGCUUCAAACGCCAGACCUUUUCGCCGGCAUAAUUUUCACAAGCCCCCGCUGUGUGGAGGCUGUUUGUGAAGCGUUGCAAUUUUCCGAAUUGCAUAGCGGUUGGAAGCUAUUGCAUAAUUAUGCAGUUGGCGAGGUCACACAUAACUUGGCGCUAUCGUCACUGCAACAACUCUUCACGCAUGGUAAACAAACAGGAAAUGCACGGAAUCUUGGUGAUUUCAUAGUGGACACCUUCGAUGGCUCGCGCGAUUUGCCAUUGCUGUUGCCUUGUGGAAAUCUCCGCACCGAUUUGCUGCUUUCAAAAUUGGUGGAGAACGGUUUUCAAGUGGACGCUUGCGAGGUGUACGAAACAGUGUGUCAUCCAGCGCUGGCAGAGAAUAUGGAACGCGCACUGCAGGCAGAUAAUAUAGAGUAUUUCGCUUUCUUCUCACCUUCGGGUGUAAAUUGUGUGCAUGAAUAUUGCAAAGCGCAUAAUGUGAACAUGGACAAUUGGAAGCUGGUGGCUAUAGGACCGAGUACGCGUUUGGCUAUCGAAGACCGUGGCCUGCGUGUUUUCCAAACAGCUGAGCGGCCAUCGGUGGAGUAUCUUAUCAAGGUUUUACUGAAUCCCAGCGUGGGUCGACCCAGACCCACUGGCGAGAUAAAAGCGGAAGAGUAAUAAUCAAAGAUCAUGAAAUUUGGAAAAUAACUUGUGGCUGUUAAUCGAAUAUUUUGACUCUCAUGUCUCUUAUUUACCUGUUUAAAUUCAAUGUGACAAAGUGCCCUAACGAAUAUCUAAUAUUGUAUAUAUUAUUUACAUUUGAGUCGUCCAGAAAUCAACUUUAAUUAGAAUAUCUGCAUUUUUCGAAGAUUGAAUGAGAAAGUUUAAAUAAUUUCUUCAAUAUUCUCUCUAACGGAACAGCUUGAAAUUAUGAUUUUCAUUACUUAGAUAAAUUUUUGAAAAAUUUCGUAAAUGUAAAAAUUGAAUCGGAGUCCCAUUGACACAAAUUGCUAUUAUUAGAGGAAUUAA